Dibothriocephalus latus is the source of this 267-nucleotide messenger RNA. NCBI's taxonomy places the organism in Eukaryota, Metazoa, Platyhelminthes, Cestoda, Diphyllobothriidea, Diphyllobothriidae. The record is from the annotation of a GenBank genome assembly.
AUGUAUCCCGGCUACUACGACGAAUAUUUUAAGGAAUCUUCCUUGGCGGUUUCUUGCAGCUACAGGUUGUACCUUAUAGGUGUCGUGUCACCGCCGCACCUCGGUGUUGCCCUUGCGCUUUCGAAUUACGUUGAUCCUGAAGGCAGGCCGACCCAGUGCGCUCACCCGGCACGCUACUCGCCAGAUGACAAGUUCUCUGAGCAAAGAGUCACCCUGAAGAUGCGAUUCAAUCUCCUCCCCACACAACAGCCCCCUAUUGCAUAUUAA